AUGAAUUGUGUCGGUGUUAAUCUUCGGGGAAUCGGCAAAGAUUACAAAACCGAAUGGGUAAGAAGACUUAAAAUUCAGAAUGACAUAUCAUUCUUGGGUAUACAAGAAACGCAAUUGACUAAUGUCAAUAAUAUUAAUGUAGCGGGCUGUUGGGACCAAAGUGACUUUGGAUACGUCGCGAUGAAAUCGGAGGGUAGAUCUGGCGGAUUGCUCAGUAUGUGGGAUUCACAAAAAUAUACGGUAGUUGAAACAUUAAAAUCAAGACAUUUCAUCAUCACCAUAGGAAACUGGAGCGGAAUCACAGUAUCAACGAUUUUUUCUAACAUAUAUGGGCCGCAUUUCCCUCGAGAAAAGAAGAAACUAUGGGAUGAUCUGUUAAAAAUCAAAAUGGAGAAAAUGGGAGUCUGGAUAGUCCUUGGCGAUUUUAACACUGUACGGAGACAAGAUGAGAGGUAUAAUUCACAAUUCUAUAACUCUUCAGCAUAUUGGUUUAACAGAUUCAGAGGCGAAGCGCAAUUACAUGAACCGAGGAUGGGAGGUCAUCAAUAUACAUACUUUUGUCAAACUAAAGUCAAAAUGAGUAAAUUAGAUAGAUUCCUAAUUUGCCCCACAUUAUUGAACUAUUUUCCUGCGACCACAAUAACUGCUUUGCCUAGGGAGAUUUCAGAUCACUGCCCUAUCUUGUUGAGAACCACUACAGAGGCUGAUUUUGGAAAAACACCCUUCAAAUUCUUCAACUCAUGGAUGAACCGUGAUGGAUAUGAUGAGGUUGUUAGCAGGGCAUGGUCCAGUUUUGUUGGAUAUGGUGCUCCUGAUGCUUACCUUGCUGCGAAAUUAAAGAAUUUAAAAAACGAGUUGAAGAAAUGGAGAGCCAUAGACCAUCCCAAAGAAGUCAUGGAACUAAAGACACUCAAACUAAAGUUACAGGAAAUUGAUGAGAAAAUUGAAGAACAGUGUGCAGUCGAUGGGGAUGAAAAUUCACGCUUCUUUCAUGGAUUUGUCAACAACAGAAAGAGGAAAAAUCACAUUAAUGGUUUGGUGAUAAAUGGUUCCUGGAACACAAGUGUGGAAGAUAUAAGACAGGAGGUUUUGAACUUUUACAAGGACAAGUUCAAGGAGAAAUGGGUUUCCCGCCCUAAAUUUAUUAGCCCAAAGUUCAGAAAAUUAGACUUGAUGAAUAUCGAGCAUCUAGAGGACCCAUUCACAUUAGAAGAAAUAAAACGUGCAGUCUGGUCAUGCGGAAAAGAUAAAGCACUUGGCCUAGAUGGAAUUAAUUUUAACUUCAUUAAAAGGCACUGGUCGAUUGUUAAGGGAGAUAUAUUCGAAGCCAUUCGACACUUUGAGAAAUAUGGAACAAUUAGCAGGGGAUGUAAUUCUUCCUUUGUUACACUAAUACCUAAAGUGAAUGACCCUAUAAAACUUGGAGACUAUCGCCUAAUUAGUCUCAUUGGAUGCUUUUACAAAAUAAUUUCCAUGACACUCGCCAAUAGACUGAAGAAAACAAUUGGGCUGAAUAUCAGGGAGGAGCAGUCGGCUUAUGUCGAAGGGAGAAGUAUUCAAGAUGGUCCCAUGAUUGUCAAUGAGUUAUGCUCAUGGGCAAAGAAGGUGAAACGAAAGAUUUUGCACUUUAAGGUUGAUUUCGACUAG
This is a messenger RNA of Lactuca sativa (garden lettuce), 1647 nucleotides long. RefSeq lists its product as uncharacterized. The record is from RefSeq and is a predicted model, not a curated record. NCBI's taxonomy places the organism in Eukaryota, Viridiplantae, Streptophyta, Magnoliopsida, Asterales, Asteraceae. Gene Ontology annotation, molecular function: catalytic activity.